This is a messenger RNA of Triticum urartu, 1104 nucleotides long. Its product is annotated as serine/threonine-protein kinase SAPK8. Gene Ontology annotation, molecular function: ATP binding; protein serine/threonine kinase activity. The record is from RefSeq and is a predicted model, not a curated record. Gene Ontology annotation, cellular component: nucleus. Lineage: Eukaryota; Viridiplantae; Streptophyta; Magnoliopsida; Poales; Poaceae. Gene Ontology annotation, biological process: protein phosphorylation.
CACCAACCCCGGCAAUAAUAAGACGGGCGAGAGAGUGAUUGAGCGGGCGUUUUAUCUUUCUCUCUCUCUCUCUCGGUCGGCCAGUGUGACGGACUCGUCGCGGUGGAGGGGGGAGAGGGGGUUGAGCUCGCCGUCGAUUCGAGGGGAGAGGAGGCGGGAGGAGAGGGGCGGCCACCCCGGGGAAACCGAGCCCUAUCGGCCGCGGGGCCCCUCCAUCGACCGCCAGUCGCCGCCGGCCAUGGCAGGGGCGGCGCCGGAUCGGGCGGCGCUGACGGUCGGCCCGGGCAUGGACAUGCCGAUCAUGCACGACAGCGACCGCUACGAGCUGGUGCGGGACAUCGGCUCCGGCAACUUCGGCGUCGCCCGACUCAUGCGCGACCGCCGCACCAUGGAGCUCGUCGCCGUCAAGUACAUCGAGCGCGGGGAGAAGAUAGACGAGAAUGUCCAGCGUGAGAUAAUUAACCAUAGAUCACUGAAACAUCCCAACAUCAUUAGGUUUAAGGAGGUUAUUUUAACACCGACCCAUCUUGCUAUUGUCAUGGAAUAUGCAUCUGGUGGUGAGCUUUUUGAGAGAAUAUGUAAAAAUAUACGAUUCAGUGAAGAUGAGGCUCGCUACUUCUUCCAGCAGCUUAUAUCUGGAGUCAGCUACUGCCAUUCGAUGCAAGUAUGUCACCGUGACUUGAAGCUGGAGAACACAUUGCUGGACGGUAGUCCUGCUCCUCGCUUGAAGAUAUGUGAUUUCGGCUAUUCUAAGUCUUCAGUUCUCCAUUCACAACCAAAAUCAACUGUUGGAACACCUGCUUAUAUUGCACCUGAAGUUCUGUUGAAGAAAGAAUAUGAUGGCAAGAUUGCUGAUGUAUGGUCCUGUGGUGUGACUCUUUAUGUCAUGGUAGUCGGUGCAUAUCCUUUUGAGGAUCCAGAAGAACCUAAAAACUUUCGGAAGACAAUUCAGCGUAUCUUGAGUGUUCAGUAUUCAAUUCCAGAUAACGUGGACAUAUCUCCAGAGUGCAGGCACCUAAUUUCGAGGAUUUUUGUUGGGGAUCCUGCGUUGAGGAUAACCAUCCCUGAAAUACGGAGCCAUAACUGGUUCUUAAAGAACCUUCC